CCUACGUAACUCUCUCAGAUUACAGAUAUCUUAAAAUCUGCCUUUUCACAUACCCCUUUACUAUGUCAAAGAUGAUAUGUUACGGUUUGUCUUCUGUCGUAGGCGUUUGAAAAGCUAAGCGAUAUCAACCUAUUUUGCAAGGCAGCGGUGAAAUUAAGAUUAUAAAGGAAUUAUACAGAAGUUAUUUCUUUUGUCCUCAAUUAUUGACACGACCGCUGCUGGUAUGCAUUUUGUUUUCUAAACUUUACGUCUCAAAAACCUGACAUCAUGGACACUUCCGAUAUUCCCCGCAUUAUUUUCCGAUCUAUAGGGCUGAUUAUGCUGUGCGCUCAGUGCGUUCAGCAUUUUCCGACUGUUCGGGAAGGAAUCACAAGGUAAAUGGCAGGAAUGUGGUUUGCUGGCUGAAUUAUCCUGAUAAAAGGAAGAAGAGGAUUUCUCCCCAUGAAUGGACACAUCGAUCUGCGUUUACCGUUGUCCCUACACGAAGUGGUGCUAAAAACCUGUACAGCAGGGAGUUGUCAGAACCCAGACCUCGAGGUGCCUGGUGUCCUGCAGGCCAGCCCUGCCACUCUUGGUUUGUGUGUACCUUGCAUCAGGCAUGGUGUAACUGUGUGGGAGAACGGAGCCUGCAGGACACUAGUCACUCAGGCCCGGAAGGAGUACUCAGGCUAGAGCUUUUUGAUGAUUUGGGGUGUUAACAUGCAUUUUGACUUCCCAGUUUGACCUGAUAAUCCUGCUUUCAUGUUAAUUUGCUACGUGCAUUUUUUUUUUCAUGAGGAUUGGUCUUUAUUAGAAAUAGAUAUAUUUCCAUCAUGCGCAAACAGCAGUACCCGGCAACCUUUGGAUGACAGGGGGGCUGUGGCAAUUGUAGAUAAGUAGUGUCACCAUGAAUCACAUUAAUACCAGGAGUGUCAUGCAUGCAGCCGGCCCUCUAGCCUGCGCUUUGUACACCCCCAGCCCUUGAGCCUGUGUGCUUCCACUAGGUGGAGGCUCUUCCUCCCUCUAGCCUCCGUUUCUCCCCUCUGCCCCCGUCAACCCCGGAGCUCCCUAUGUUAACCCUCUUGAGCAUGUUUUACUAUAUCUGUCUGCGGCGACGCUCCAGGAGUGGGACUCGAGGUGAGGCUCUGACCAGUCGACGGGCCGUGGAGUCAGGUCAGCGAGCGGUGUUGCCGGUCAGUGUGGAGGUGGAGCAGUAUGCAAAGGAGGUUCUGGACUUCAGUUCCCACUAUGGCAGUGAGAAUAGCAUGUCCUACACCAUGUGGAACCUGGCUGGGGUACCCAACGUGUACCCCAGCUCAGGGGACUUCACCCAGACGGCUGUAUUCAGAGCUUAUGGGACUUGGUGGGAACAGUGUGCCAGUGCUCCGCCACCUUUCCGCCGCACCCCUAAAGGCUUCUACAGCCAGGAUUAUAUUGAGCUGGGCUUUGAGGAGCCUGUCUAUCCUACAGCAGUAGAGGUGCUUGAGACUUAUUACCCUGGAGCUAUUGUCCAGAUCCUGGCCUGCUCUCACAACCCCUUCUCCCAGAACCCACCUACUGAUGUCAGGUAACAACAGCCAUCUGUUCUGGAAAACCAUCAUCAAUCAUUCUAAGUGCUCCACUAAGAUAU
Molecule: messenger RNA, 1609 nt
Organism: Xiphias gladius (swordfish)
Lineage: Eukaryota; Metazoa; Chordata; Actinopteri; Istiophoriformes; Xiphiidae
Product: F-box/LRR-repeat protein 4-like
Exons: 3
Coding region: 1050-1550 (166 amino acids)
Source: RefSeq, a predicted model, not a curated record